AUGGCUCAUAACGUCAGACAAGUUCACUAUGUCCCUUAUCCAUUGACUACAAGGGAUAAGCGAGGUUGGUGUGCCGCAAUAACAUCAAAACCAAGGGGUCUGAUUGAAAAAAAUGAGAUAGAUGAACGUGAAGAUGAACCAUAUCAGGAAAAUGAGAUGUCCAAUGUUGAUGAUGUCAUUGCAGUUGAAACUUUUAAUCAACUUUGUGUACAAGAAGAAGCCGAAGAAGUACCUUCUGAUGGUGAUGUUGAUGAAGAGGACGUCGAAGCUAAUGGUGAUGAUGAAGGCAAAAAUUUUGAUGAUGACAAUGUCGAUGAUGACAUUGAUGAUAUUCCACCACCACCGGGUGUCGGACGCGGAGGACGCGGACGCGGUGGACGUAGACGUGCUUUACCCCACCGCGUUGUUCAGAAUCGAUGGUUGGAGGGUAUGCCCAAGUCUCGAACCGUAGAUGGUGUGGAAGAGGAGUACGACUCCUACGACGACGAUGAUGACCACGAGGACGAGGAAAUUGCCGAUAUUGCACUUCUAGCUCCUCAAAAUGAAUUGUUGGUUGACCGGUAUGGUAGACCCAUCAUCAUGCCAUAUACCGCCACAGAUUUGCAACCCCAAAAUGCGGCGACGAAGGCAAUCAAUAAUGCAUUGAAAUCCAAAUUCCAGGCUCCAUAUCUCAACUGGACGGAGGUCAGGGCAGAUGAGCGUGGAUAUCAACAAUUUUGGAAUGGCUUCAGGUCGCAAGUAACUUGGCUAAAUCACCACACAGCGGCUAUUGAGGCUAUAUUCAACAAAAAAGCCACCAAGCGUCUGUCGACCUUACUUUUUGAAGCGCGGAAAAAGAUUAAAAAGGAUCCUUCAAAACCACCACUUUGGCUCGCUAGUAAUUCAUACCAUAUGUUGUGCCUCAGAUGGGAAGAGGAAGAGUAUAAGGCAAAGUGUAUAAAGAACAAAGCCAACAGAAAUACCGAUGAAGCCAAUCGUGCGUGCGUACACUCUGGAGGGUCGAAAUCUGCCGGAACGCUUCGUCUUGAGUUCAUUCAACAAUUUGGUCGUCCACCCACCUUUAUGGAAAUGAAUGACAUGAUGCACAAGUAUGCAGAUUCCGGUGAAUGGACGGGGGCAAGGGCGCAAGAAGUUUCGAGGUUGACGCAAAUUUGGGCUGAAGAAUAUAAUGCAAGCCAACUACGACUACCACCUCAUAGGCGAGAUAAUGAGGAGGUUCGUCGAAACAAGAUGUCGUUGGCUUUUGUUAAGAAUGCUGGUGGUGCGACUCGAGGUCGCAAAUUCGCUGCUGGGUGUACAUCUUCUUUAUAUGCAAGUGACCCAACUGGUUUGAGAGAUGUCACUUACACAUCUUCAUCUUCAUCUAGUACAUGA
Messenger RNA from Trifolium pratense (red clover), 1374 nucleotides. RefSeq lists its product as uncharacterized. The record is from RefSeq and is a predicted model, not a curated record. Bases 1 to 1374 code for a protein of 457 amino acids. NCBI's taxonomy places the organism in Eukaryota, Viridiplantae, Streptophyta, Magnoliopsida, Fabales, Fabaceae. The transcript is spliced from 5 exons.